AUGAACGGAGAUAACUACUCCUCCAGAGCUAACCGACGCGCAAUAGACAGUGGUCGUUACGGCUCAUCUCGCGAUCAUCAGUCCUCCAGACGUGAUCGCGACGAUAGACGCGACCGUGGUGACCCCCGCGACAGCAGAGGUAGCAGGAGACGGUCCAGAUCCCCACCAGAUUAUCGUAGCGGCGGUAGAUCUCGUCGCGACGAAGGUGCUGGCGGCGGAGAUGUCGACGCAUAUUCUUCCAGCCGAAGCCAUCGUGAUAGAGAGCGCGAGGACCGAUACACUGGAGGACGGGAUCGCCGAGGAGGGGACCGUGGCGGUGAUAGGGAAUGGGACCGGGACAGAGGUGGCAGAAGCAGGCGUGACGACGACGAUGGGAGACGCGAGCGCCGCGGGGAGCGCCCUGAUCGGGAUGUUAUCGACGAUCGCCGGGGUGGUGGAAGACGCGGUGGUGGCGAUAGGGACGCCGACAGAGAGAAGGAAAGGGAACGCCGUCGCAGUGCAUCGCCGCCCCCCAAGAAGCGCGAACCCACUCCCGACUUGACCGAUAUCGUGCCGAUCCUCGAACGCAGACGACGUCUUACACAAUGGGAUAUCAAACCACCCGGAUACGACAAUGUCACGGCCGAACAAGCCAAGCUUUCGGGCAUGUUCCCGCUUCCAGGAGCCCCCAGACAGCAGGCCAUGGAUCCAACGAAGUUGCAGGCCUUCAUGAGCCAGCCAGGUGGAGCGGUCAAUAGCGCUGCUCUCAAGCCCACGAACUCCCGCCAGGCCAAGCGCUUGAUUCUGUCAAAUAUCCCCGCCUCAGCAACCGACGACAGCAUCGUCAACUUCUUUAACCUACAGCUCAACGGCUUGAACGUCAUUGAGCAGACGGACCCAUGCCUUCUCUGCAACAUCUCCCCAGACCGGUCGUUUGCUAUGCUUGAGUUCCGCAACAAUACAGAUGCGACGGUGGCGCUGGCUCUCGACGGCAUCACGAUGGAUGCUGAUGAUCACCAGGCGAACGGAAACGGUGCUGCGGCCACAGGGUUGAAGAUCCGUCGGCCGAAGGAUUACAUUGUCCCUGCGAUCGUGGAGGACCCCAACUAUGACCCCGACUCCAGUGUGCCAUCAACCAAUGUUGUUGAUGGCCCGAACAAGAUCAGUGUUACCAACAUCCCUCCUUAUCUCACCGAAGAUCAGGUUAUGGAGCUUCUCGUUAGCUUUGGCAAGCUUAAGUCGUUUGUGUUUGUGAAGGAUAAUGGCACACAAGAGCCAAGGGGCAUUGCGUUCUUGGAGUACGCCGAUUCCAGCGUCACGGAUGUUGCAAUCAGUGGUCUCAACAACAUGAUGCUUGGAGAGAAGGCGCUCAAGGUUCAGAAGGCCAGCAUUGGCAUCACCCAGGUUGCUGGUGAACUCAGUGUCAACGCCAUGUCUAUGCUUGCUGGUACUACUCCCUCGGACAAUGACGCCGGUAGAGUCCUCCAGCUCCUAAAUAUGGUCACUGCGGAUGAGCUCAUGGAUAACGAUGAUUACGAAGAAAUUCGUGAUGAUGUACAAGAGGAGUGCGAGAAGUUUGGCAAGAUCCUCUCCCUCAAGAUUCCUCGGCCGGUCGGUGGCAGCCGACAGUCAGCCGGCGUGGGCAAGAUCUUCAUCAAGUUCGAGAACCAUGAAGCUGCCAACAAGGCUCUUCGGGCUUUGGCCGGGCGGAAGUUCGCUGACCGGACUGUGGUGACGACAUAUUUCCCCGAGGAGAACUUCGAUGUUAAUGCGUGGUAA
This is a messenger RNA of Podospora anserina S mat+, 1758 nucleotides long. RefSeq lists its product as uncharacterized. NCBI's taxonomy places the organism in Eukaryota, Fungi, Ascomycota, Sordariomycetes, Sordariales, Podosporaceae. Gene Ontology annotation, biological process: mRNA processing. Bases 1 to 1758 code for a protein of 585 amino acids. Gene Ontology annotation, cellular component: commitment complex; nuclear speck; U2AF complex. The transcript is spliced from 6 exons. Gene Ontology annotation, molecular function: poly-pyrimidine tract binding; pre-mRNA 3'-splice site binding. The record is from RefSeq and is a predicted model, not a curated record.